ACAAUAACACAGACUCUUUCACCUGCUUGAUGAUGAACGGUCAUGGUGUAGUUAACUGGUGGGGGUUCUCACCUCCAGUUGAUCUUCUUGAUUAUGUAGAGGGUGAGAGAGGUGAAAAGGAUACAGUACAGAUGUUGGUGGCAGGUGCUGGUGAUCCUCGACACCUGCUGCUGAUGUUAGCCCGAAAGAGGCAACACAAGAAGCGGCUCAAGGUGUUUUUAUUGGAGGCACAUGUGGAGUUAUAUGCCCGAGUAUUGCUGUUGGUGGGGAUCUGCUUGCAGCAGGGUCUUGGGUUGAGGGAAAGGGCCAGUCUCCUACUCGAUCUCUGGUCCAACCUUAAUCUUAGACCAGCAUCCAGAAACUACCUGGAACUCACUGCUCAAAAACUCUCCAGGGCAGUAACUGACGCGACCCAGUACCAAGCACUCCUGGGAAUGGUGUCUGCUGAGAACCUUAAGUAUCGUGAGAGGGAUGCUAUUGAUGCCAUCUGCAGGAGCUGGUACACCCUUACUCCAAAGCAGUAUGACCCUGCACUUUGCUGGGACUUGCGGUUGCGGCAAUUGUUGAGGACGAGGUAUGACAACAGGCAGGCAGAGGCAGACUGGGCAUGGCACAUGCGUCUUGUUCACCGCAUCCAAAAACUUCACAUCAAUACAUCCAAAGGAGGGGGAGCAGCUGGUGACAAUGAAGGAACAGCAGCUGGGUAUGUGGGUGCUGGGUGGGGUCAAGAGUUCUUGAAGUGGAGAGAUACAGGUCAUGCUUUCUACAGUGGUGCAGACAUCACACAGCACCUGGCCAACACCUCACUUGCCUCAGUGGUGAUGAUAACUGAGGGGAUGACAAAACAUCGGCGGGUAGGAUACUGGGGCGACCUCCUUACUGGGCCCUUCCCUGUUCUUGCCCUCGCCUCUACUGACAUCAGAGUUGCACAGAUGCAAAAUGGCAGGAGCAAAUAUGGUGGGAGUGAGGUGGCCCUGUGGAACCUGGAGAAUCUUCUGCACCAGCUGUGGCCCAAUCACUACCUGCAGGAGGAGCAGCUGGUGCAGGAGAUGAAGGGGAAGCUGCCAAAAGAGAAGACAAAUGAAAAGGUAACUAAAGAGCUGGAAGGAAAAGUGGAGAAUGCACAGGGAGACUUAAAAAAUGAGCAACUGCAAAAAGGAAUAAUGAAAAGCAAUGUUCAUGAAAAAGUGAAGAGGCAGAUGAAAGCCAUGGUGGAUAAAAAGCCGGAACUCGUAGAAAUGAUUGUUGAGCAAGAGGAAGAAGAAAUGGUGAAACAGAUGGAAAUGAAGGUCAAGAAGCAAAUAGGAAAAAACAAAAGAGAGGAAAUAUAUAUGGAAUUGGAGAAGCACAAGGAAUUGGAGGCAGAACAGCAGAUAGAGUUGAAGAAUGAUUCAAAAGACAAUUGUGUAAAUUUACUGAAGACAGCUAGAGCAAUGGGUGAAGUAUUGGAAAAAAGCAGUGAAGAGAAAAAGAUAGAGGCAACAAUGAAUGUCAGAGUAGAUAUGAAGGAUGAAAUAAAAAAUGGAAUUUCAGACAAUAAAACAAAUAUGAAUUACAUAUGCAAAGGUGAAACAAGCCAUGUUACUGGAGAGAAACAAAAUACAGCCAACUGCAUAGACAAUCAACCUCAAAUUGAAGCAAUGAAUCUAACUGAUUCAAGAAAUACUGGAAAAGGGAAUAUUUUGCUACCUAAGUCAGGUAGCAAGAGCAAGGCAGAGGAAGAAGGUAAUACAUCCAAUAAUUACCUACCACUUGAAGGGGUGGAGGUCAUCCUCCUCUCUCCUUCUCGCCUCAAAGAUCUCACUUCACUGCCUGAGGUUGUAGGAGGGCUGGAUCUGGUGUAUUUGUCAGUGGCUAUGGCACACUUGCUUACACCCACACUCCUUCACUCUCAUCUUCGUCAACACACCAAGCUCAUCCUGGAGACUGCCCAGAUGUUGCCUGAGCUGACAGAUGACCAGGUACAGGAGUUCAAGACCCGUGUGAUGUCAUCAGCAACUGCAGCAGGGUGGGAAUGCUCUGCUUCUCAUCCUCUCUGUCACCUUACAUUUCAGAGAAGUUAAAACCAUCAUCAGUUUUAGCAGGAGAAUUUCUCAUGAGUAAAGUAAAUGGGAUCUUUUAUUAUUUAAAAGUCUCCAUUUUCUCCAAGAUGAAAACUGACUAAAUUUGAAUUUUAAGACAUGUACAUGGUACUGCACUGAUUCUUAGAUUACCUGAUCCAAGAUUAUGGAGCAUAAAUUGUUACCAAACACUGGUAUUGGCAUCCUAUAUAGAUAAAGUUUGGAUUAGUAUAUAAAUUCAAUGCCUGCCGUAGAAAUAAUGCCUAAUACUGUAGUAUACAGUAUAAGCCUUAAUCAGUUACAUAUUAAGUGAGGUUGUCCUAAAUAGGCAGACCUUACCAAAUUUCCAUAUAACACUAGUUUAUUACUGCUCUACUCUCUGUUUGACCUUUUUAGUCCUUCCUAAUAACCACAUCUGCUUAGUGUAGUAUACUGUAGAGAUGAAACAUAAUAUAGAUUUAAAACUAAACAUGAGAGAAACAAGAAUGCUGAUUGCAAAAUGCUGUGAAAAUUGCAAUGCAAGUACUGUACAAGGUAAAAUAAUUUUCUUAAACACUUUGAAGGUGAUGGUUUAACCCUUUGAGGAUAAUGGCUUAAUCCAUCAAGAACAAUGGCUAAAUCCUUGGAGAAUUAUGGUUUAACCUCUUGAAAAUGAUGGAUAAACCCUUUGAUGACAAUUAUAUGACCCUCAUGUUUAAAGGAUUAACAGACAAUACAAUAAUAAUAAAAAAAAACAAUAACUGGGUACAGGAUAAAAACUCACCUAUGGCCAUCCAUGGAUCUAUGGUUACAUCCUCAGCACAGACUACUCGAGGAAAGAAUAGCUACUGUAGGCAGCACAAAUUGUUUUUCAAUAUAAAAAGAAAAAAUCUCAUUACAGUACUUGUUUUAUUAAGUAUAUUAUGACCAAACAAAUAAAACAGUAACAGCAAAGUUUUCAUGUAAAAAUAUAAGAUAACCAAUAUUAGACAUAUCAAGACCAAAUACUAUAACAGACUACAAAAAGAGGUUAUUAUCAUGGAAUUAUGAGUAUCUGGAAGUAGAUUCUGUGAUUACUUUUAGAGUAUGUCAAAUCAACUUAAUUGUACAGUAAUACUGUAGUAUACAGAAUUAUCUACAGUACUUACAAAAGUAAUGAGAAUACAA
Homarus americanus (American lobster) is the source of this 3206-nucleotide messenger RNA. RefSeq names its product dynein axonemal assembly factor 3 homolog (gene Dnaaf3). The record is from RefSeq and is a predicted model, not a curated record. NCBI's taxonomy places the organism in Eukaryota, Metazoa, Arthropoda, Malacostraca, Decapoda, Nephropidae. Bases 30 to 2063 code for a protein of 677 amino acids. Gene Ontology annotation, biological process: motile cilium assembly; axonemal dynein complex assembly. The transcript has 9 exons.